Chenopodium quinoa (quinoa) is the source of this 2215-nucleotide messenger RNA. RefSeq lists its product as uncharacterized. The record is from RefSeq and is a predicted model, not a curated record. NCBI's taxonomy places the organism in Eukaryota, Viridiplantae, Streptophyta, Magnoliopsida, Caryophyllales, Amaranthaceae. Gene Ontology annotation, molecular function: zinc ion binding; nucleic acid binding. Bases 1116 to 1850 code for a protein of 244 amino acids. The transcript is spliced from 2 exons.
GGAUUAAUUGAUAUAGUAUUUAGAGUAGGGGUGCUUUUGUUACUAAACAAGUGUCAAAAUCAAAGCAUUUGCUUUGUUGGUGUGGUGGGUUAUGUUAUUAGAGGAGGGAUGUGGUAGUGGAUAAGAUAGAUUUGCAUUAUUUGAGGGUAGCUGCUGUGCAUGGGUUUGUGAACUUUAAUGUCCAUGUCCCACCUAACUACAGACUUUGGUAUAAAGAAAGAGGUAGGACCUUUAACACAGGGAGAAGGGAGUUAGUAAAUGAAGAGGAAGUGAAGGGGCUGCUGGAGACAGUGAAUGGGGAAGGGUAUGUUGAAGUAUUUGUGACUGCUAAUGAAACAUUAAGGCCCAUACAUGAGAUCCAGGCCCAGUCCACUCCAGUAAAGGCUGAGAGAAAGGGGAAGAAAAGUUCAGGUAAGCCUGCUGUAGUUAGGAAGAGCCCAAGAAUUAACAAAAAUGAGCCUAAGGUGAGGGAGGGUGAAGAAUCUCCUAAACCUAGAUCUAGACAGGGGAUAGAAAAGGUUGAAGGGGUUUCUGCUGAGAUUAAGGGGGUUCCUGGUAAAGGGAAGUUGUUGAGUAAGGGGAAACAAAAGGGUAAAGCUAAGCUUGAAAGGGGUUCUGGCAGUGUGAAGGUGUUGGAUAAGGGAAAGGGAAAAAAAAAUCUGUAGGCAAAGGAUUGAUUUUUGAGGAUAGUAGUGAGGGCAGUGAGACUGGGAGGGAAGAUGAUUUUUCUUCAAGUGAUGGGAGUGAGAUUGACAUAACUUGGGAGCCUGGAGAGGAGGAGUAUGACAGUGGGGAUGAGAGGUGGUUUGUGCAGAAUUCUGAAGAAAUUUUAGCUAAGGUAACAAGAAGUCUUGGGAAGCAGUUUGAUGUACAUGAUGAGGGGGUUUCCAAGGAUCCAAAAGCAAGGUUGACAGAUAACUUGGAUGUGAAUGAGGUACAACUACAAGAAGAAAUUGAGGGAGAAUCAGAUGACCUAAGGAGCUUGGAUGGUUCAUCUGAUGAAGAGGACAAAAGUCCAUGGUUUAAUGACAAAUCUGACUUCUCAAAGCCUGUUGUACUUGUUCAUAGGCUUAGGUUUAGCAAUGCUACAGUGUUGAGGAAAGCUUUAAGAGUGCAUGCCAUACAGAGAUGCAAGAGACAAACCUAUCCUCACCCAAAUGGAAUGGAUGAGGAGGUACAUGAUGAGGAGAAAUAAUGAGAAGUGGGAGGACUCCAAGGAAAUCACAACCAACAUCACUCCAUAUGUGCAUAAGCUAUUUCAGAGGAUGAGCUAUGUGGCUAGGAAUUGCAUAAUUGAAGCUGCCAGGGAUGACACUUAUGAAGUGCAGCUGAAUGAUGACCAGGUUCUAGUUGACUUGCCAAAUUGGUCUUGUUCCUGCAAUCACUGGCAAUUAACAGGCAUCCCAUGUAUUCAUGCAUUUGCAUGCAUAAUGGAUCAGAGGGUUGAUGCUGAGCAGUUUGUCCACCCCUAUUACACUAUGGACACUUACAGAGCAGCAUAUGAGCCUGCAAUUCAACCUAUGCCAGGCCCAAAGCAUUGGGAGAGAGUGAACAUGAGAGAGCCUCAUCCACCAACAUUCAAACAGCAGCCUGGAAGACCUAAACAGAAGAAGAGGAAGCUGGAACCUGGGGAGGGAACAUCUGCAACAGGAGGGGAGCAGGGAAGAAAGAGGAGGAAAAGUCAGUGUAGGAUUUGUGGUGGAUUUGGCCACUAUCCCAAGACUUGCAAGGGCCCACAUGAACCUGAACCAACUGAGCAGAGAACUGCAGGAAGGCCUCCUUUAAAUUCACCUUGGGUAGUUGAGCAAAGAAGAAGAGGGAGAUCAAAGCUGCUAAGAAGAGUGCAAUAGGGGCUGGUCCAAACAGCAUUGGGAAUAGGACUUUUCCCCAAGAGCAACCUGGCUGUGAACCAUUGAGUAAGAGGAAAGGUUCACACAGUCAACAAGGGCAGCCACAAGCCAAGCAUCACACCACCCCCUCUUCCAGCCAACCUGAACCCAAUGCUACUGGAGUGCAGACAAGGAGGGCUAAGCUGCUGACUUCCAGACAAGGAGGGCUGACACAAUGAUGUUUGAAUUGUUUUUCUGAACUUUAGUUGUUGGUUGUAUUUUCUGAACAAUCAGUUGCAAUAUUUGUAGCUUUACUUUUGGGUUUAGGACAAGGAUCCUGUUUUGUUAAAUUAAUACUUUGCUUUAAGGCUUUACCAGCCAAUUUU